AUCGUGAGCUACUUCUACACUGAUUUCUAUCAUCCCACAUUCCCCACACUCUCUUUCUCUCUCUCUCUCUCUCACUCCUUUCUCUCUAAUCAUAACAGAAGAAAUGGAGGAACAAAAAGUUGACCCAAAAUGGGAAGGCGAAGCCUCAGCUGAGAUAAAAGGCACAACACCACAACAAGUUUGGGAUCUCGUCCAGGAUUUCGGCAACGUUCACAAGUGGUUCCCAAAUCUUGAGACGUGUUACCUACUCGACGAUGGUAAUCAAUUUCCUGCCCAGACUGGUCUGAUCAGGUACUGCGCUUACACCCAAACAACAUCGUCCUCUGGUACUGAUCAGACCAUUACCUGGUGGGCCAAGGAGAAGCUAAUAAUGAUUGAUCCAAUCAAACGGUGUUUGAGCUACCAGAUCCUCGAGAACAACAUGGGUUUUAAGUGGUACGUGGGUACCAUGGAAGUAUUACCCAUCCACGAUGAUGGGAAAAAUGGGUGCAAGAUCAAGUGGUCAUUUGUUUGUGAGCCAGUGGAAGAAGGUUGGAGCUAUGAAGUUUUAGUCUCUUUCUAUGACUCGACCCUGAAGCUCAUUGCUAAGAAGAUGGAGGAGCUUUUACGCUCAUCGAUCUAAAGAGCGUCAAACUUGGAAGUCUACAAAUUAAGGCUGUUUUGUUAGUUAUGUAAUAAAAUAUAUGCCUUUUGAAUAUUCUAUAAUAAUUAUUAAAUAAAUGCUAGACUUCCCUUCAAGGAAGAAUAAUAUAUAUCUUAGAAUGAAUGAUUUUCGUGGCAA
Ziziphus jujuba (common jujube) is the source of this 781-nucleotide messenger RNA. RefSeq names its product lachrymatory-factor synthase. The transcript has a single exon. The record is from RefSeq and is a predicted model, not a curated record. The coding region runs from base 104 to 622 and encodes 172 amino acids. NCBI's taxonomy places the organism in Eukaryota, Viridiplantae, Streptophyta, Magnoliopsida, Rosales, Rhamnaceae.